AAUAGAUCCAUUUGUUAUACUUAUAUGUAUAGAUGCAAGUUAGAUGCAUAUGAUAGGUACAACAUUAUGAACAAUCUGAACACCGAAUGCUGCCGUACAACUGCCCAAACACGUCCUGUGCGCUUUCCUUAGGUAUCUCAUGUACUACAGUACCGGUACAGUACCUAGGUACCUACCCGAUUUAACCCUUCUCUUUCCUUGCCAUUUUCAACCUCGGACCAUCUUGACUUCUUGACUUCUCAACUUUAACAUCUUUCAACUUAACUUUCUACAUUCUACUCUUUACUUCUAUUUCUUACUUCCUACUAAGUACUUAUCUCUUAUAACAUUCCAUCUCAUCUUUCACCUACAGAAAUUAGGCAUUGAAUCCUUCUAUCCGUCGUCCGCCUCCGGCAACCGUUUUCCGUACUACACAACCCGUAGUUUUCGCUUCUAUCAGACUAUCGCUUUAACUAGACUAUGGGCCUUUGAUACGGCUGCAUGUCGUCUUUCGUCUCGUCGUCUAUUGGUCUGGAUAUGAACCAUCUAGAAUCUGCCUCCUGAAGUUAGGCACCUCUCUUACCAUAGUUCAGUCGGGCUGUCUUCGAUCCGGGAAGAAUUAAGCCAGGACCACCAAGGGUUAUUAAGGACCGCCAACGAACGCCACCUUUCGUCACCGCUCGCUUGCUGUAUAUUACACUGCCGAGAAUCCCCUCCCUCACAUCAGCCGAGUUUCUCUAAUUACCCCUCGACUGUCCAGAUUCACCAACCAUGCCGUCUUCUACUGUCCACAUAGGCGUACCGCCGAGUCUCCAGCGGUUCGCCUGCUUCUCACAUUUUCCAUUCGAUAUCCGCCAUCAAAUAUGGGAGGAGAUUAUUUAUACACCCGGAAUUCAUUUCCUCAAGUUCGAGCAUAAUGAUGAUACCGUAAUGGACGACUCGGACUCAGCAACCGACGACGGUGAUAGCAUCAUGGAUCGCGUACCAACCUCCGAGGCCGAGCCUGGAAGACAUGCCAAACGGGCAAAGUUCAGCAGCACCCUCAAACCUGUUUUCCCUUUCCCGGCAGCCGACAAAUCAUAUUAUCUUACGAUGAACAAGACUUUCACUCAGCUAUCCUUAGCUUGCAACGAGGCUAAGGAUCUGGUAGAGAACUUGAUCUCACGUUCUGGAAAUUUAACGCUGGAUAAUGGCCGCUUGGUUCUCCUGGAGAGAUCAUCUGAUAUUGUCUGCUUUGACUAUCCAGGUGCUUCGUGGUCUCGAUCGCUAGGCUACUGGGCGGAUCAUCUAGACCUUGACCAACUUGCCAAGAUUCGCCGUGUGGCCAUCCGUUAUAGCACUAAAUGGGAUGAAGAAUGUCGUGUGUGUCGUACCUGUGGUAUUAUCCACAACUUUCAUCGGAACCAUGAUAACACUCGUCCACGGCAUGCCUACGAGUUUGCAGCUCUGUUCAAAAAUCUCGAGACAUUCUACUUCAUGGAUUGUUUAGCGGUCCGCAAGCAACGUGAUAAAUCUAUGCCUACCUCGUGCGUCUAUGCAAAGCAAGCAUUUGGAAAUAAGGGAGAGCGCUUUGCUAGCGGCGAAGGAGGACGCACGUAUUAUGAGGUUGACCCUCAAUAUUGCAAGGUCAACACGCAUGUCUUCCGAACCCUCGAUUGGGUUCGCGAUAAUUACAUUACGCACUGCCAGAAACGUCACAAGGGCCGAGCAGACCCGGAGAAGGUCAAGUUUAAGGUUUUAACGUGCGAAUGGGAUGCCGAAGAGUUGGUCCCUCCCAAGCGACAAGAAACUAAGCCGAGUCGUGUCAGUAACAAGGGACACAGAACCCGGAUUACCAGUGUCACCGAUGACAUGAAGAAGCUGAAGCUAAAUGAUACCCAGAGCCGGGACACCAAAAUAUAUGAGGGGCUUCCUGUUAUGUUCGGCGAUGGUGGCAAAUCCAAAUUCGAGUUCACUAUUGAAGUACCUCAUUCGCUGAGUGCUUAGCAUGGACAUUUCGCGCUAUUAGUCGGUUUCCGUUUUCCGUCACAUGACAACUUCGGAUGACAAGAUUGUCGAGGGAGACGUGAUGAACCGCGAGAAUGUUCCUUCUGUUCUGUUCUCCUGAUUAUAGGUGUUGAUACCCACAAACUGCUACAGGCGUUAUCGGUCGCGAGGAGUACGCAAGGAAGGAUGGCGUCCAUGGAGCAUAGCUUACGAGUAAUGAAAAGUUCGUGGAGACUCGGUUUAUACAAUAAAACUCAUGUUCGCCUUAGCGAACUCAGGUUUACCUGUUACCUAGGUAGUUUUAUAGACUUGCCGCUGUCGAAUCGCGAUAGUCUUUCGGUAGGGGAAGGCAUCGUGAUCAAAUCUACGAGAUUGCCGCCAUUGCUGAGGUUCACCCGUAACUUGUCAAUGGCUUAACUGCCGAGAAUCAAAGUACGUGAGAGGUUGUUGAAAUAAACGGGCAGAACCAUGGAAGAGGAGAGGGCUUUUCAAUCGCUUCUGGACACUAGCUAGACAUAGUAUACAUAGAUAACUUGUAUACGUUAACCGUAUAUUCUUCAAU
Messenger RNA from Annulohypoxylon truncatum, 2527 nucleotides. RefSeq lists its product as uncharacterized. Lineage: Eukaryota; Fungi; Ascomycota; Sordariomycetes; Xylariales; Hypoxylaceae. The record is from RefSeq and is a predicted model, not a curated record. The transcript is spliced from 2 exons. The coding region runs from base 751 to 1965 and encodes 404 amino acids.